Messenger RNA from Rhincodon typus (whale shark), 1824 nucleotides. It is a transcript of the gene syt14a, whose product is annotated as synaptotagmin XIVa. The coding region runs from base 88 to 1824 and encodes 578 amino acids. Lineage: Eukaryota; Metazoa; Chordata; Chondrichthyes; Orectolobiformes; Rhincodontidae. The record is from RefSeq and is a predicted model, not a curated record. The transcript has 9 exons.
UCUUCCCUCCGCCUCUUCCAGUUCGAGCAACCCGCUCCCCGGCGGCGGAGGCAGUGGCAGGGUCGGUCUGGAUGGAUCAUCAGCAUCAUGGCAAUUGAUGGUGGAGAACGUACUUGUGGAGUUCAUGAGCUUAUAUGUAUCCGCAAAGUAUCUCCAGAGGCAGUUGGCUUCCUCUCUGCUGUUGGCGUGAUUGUCAUUCUUAUGAUCCUUCUCUUUCUAUAUAUCAACAAAAGACUGUGCAUUGAGAAUAUAGGAGAGUUUCCGUGCCUUGACACAGAAUACAGGGCCAACAAAGAUUUACAAGACAAUACCCAUAACAGCUAUGGUGAUGGAGACCACCAUGGUUCCUCAUCAGACAGUGAAGAUGAGGUGCUUGGCAAAUACCAUGAGGCUUUGUCCAAAACACAGAUCGCCUCUGGUGCAGCAUCAGACAGCAGACACCAUCAGAAAGGGUACUUGUGGGAAUCCAGACUCAAAUAUAGUCCUCUGUCAGCUGAAUAUGAUGGAUACAGCAGUGAGGCAUCUGCAGAUGAAGAACACUGUAUUCAGAGGAUGAGGAGGACACCCCCACUUGAUGAACUUCAACCACCCCCCUAUCAGGAUGAUAACGGAUCACCACAUCUCUCCUACACACCAUCAGAACUGGAUGACAAGUGUGAACUCUCUCAUUCCAGUGCAGAUUGCAACAGUCCACGUUGUUCAUACAGUAAGUGCCCUAGCGAGGGAAGUGUAGGCCAUGAGACAGAGAGCUACCAUCACAAAGGAUAUGAGGAAGAUGUUCCCAGCGACAGCACUGCCAUCCUCAGUCCAGAGGACAUGUCAGCAAGAGGAUCUUCUGCACAGCUACCAAAAGCUUACGAUCCAGAACCUGUAUCUAAGUAUGGCACACUGGAUGUCACUUUUGAUUUUGACUCACAAGCACAGAAACUUAUGGUAACAGUAACAGCUGUUACAGACAUUCCAACACAUAACCGAACUGGCAACAGUUCAUGGCAAGUACAUCUUGUGCUACUACCCACAAAGAAACAAAGAUCAAAGACAAGUGUCCAGCGGGGGCCUUGUCCUGUCUUCACAGAGGCAUUUAGGUUCAAUCGCAUUGAGUCUGAGAUGAUUGGUAAUUAUGCAGUGCGAUUUAGGCUCUAUAGUAUACGACGCAUGAAAAAAGAAAGGAUUGUUGGUGAAAAGGUAUUCUAUCUCACCAAGCUAAAUCUCCAAGGCAAGAUGUCCGUUCCAAUUGUGCUGGAGCCUUGUGGCAGCCUCACUGGCUGUGACUCCCAGAUGAGCAUGUCUGAGAUGUCCUGCAGUGAAAGCACUUCUUCCUGCCAGUCUCUGGCACAUGGCUCAACACCAGAAAUCCUAGUUGGCCUGCUGUAUAAUGCCACCACUGGCAGACUGUCAGUAGAAGUCAUAAAAGGAAGCCACUUCAAAAACUUGGCAGUGAACAGACCACCUAAUGGACUGUUCUGUUGUCUAAAACACUUGAUAGGUGGGCAGGUUUAUAUAAUCCGAGACACAUAUGUCAAGUUAACACUGCUGAAUUCAAUGGGUCAGGAGAUGUCCAAAUGUAAGACGUCCAUUCGUCGAGGCCAACCAAAUCCUGUGUACAAAGAAACAUUCAUUUUUCAGGUAGCACUGUUUCAACUCUCUGAUGUGACACUCAUACUGUCUGUGUAUAACAAACGGAGCAUGAAACGCAAGGAAAUGAUUGGUUGGAUUUCACUUGGCCUCAACAGCUCAGGAGAGGAAGAGCUAAAUCAUUGGACUGAAAUGAAGGAAUCAAAAGGACAGCAAGUUUGUCGGUGGCAUUCAUUAUUAGAAUCCUAG